This is a messenger RNA of Sporisorium graminicola, 2622 nucleotides long. RefSeq lists its product as uncharacterized. The transcript has a single exon. Gene Ontology annotation, biological process: mRNA splicing, via spliceosome. Lineage: Eukaryota; Fungi; Basidiomycota; Ustilaginomycetes; Ustilaginales; Ustilaginaceae. Gene Ontology annotation, molecular function: protein binding. The record is from RefSeq and is a predicted model, not a curated record. The coding region runs from base 1 to 2622 and encodes 873 amino acids.
AUGCAGGGGUCACAUCAAAGCAAUAGCUACGGGGAACGCCAAGGAGACAGGCCAUCGCCACCUUCACAGAUCACCGUUACAGCCGCUAGCGGCCAAGCAUCAUCCAAUGACUCGACGGCUGAGCCUGACUCCACCUCGUCUGCUCAGCCCUCACCCGUGCCUCUGACUCCUCGUGCUUCCACGUUCAAGCUUCCCGACAUUGCAUCAAUAUCCGGUACAGACGUCAGAACGCCAUUGGCCAACUCUUUGGCGACUAUGGACCUGACCUCUACCACCACUAGCGGCUCGUAUACAGCACCAGCAUCGCCAACAGUCGCGAGCUCCAUGCUCCGCUCCAACACCACUGGCGUACAAGCCACCGCAGCGCCCGUUUCUGCAACCAGUCUCGAUCGAUCAGCGAGUGCACAUCCGGAUUUGAGCAAAGUGAACGGUCUUGGUAUCUCGGCAACAGACGCCGGAGCCGCAAGCAGCAGCAACAGUAGCCUCAAUGGAUCCACCAACAAUGCCACUGGCAACAAUGCCGGCGCUUCCACCUCAGGCGGCACAAAAGAAACCUGGAAGCGACGCAAGCAGGUCCUCCUUGCCGACGCAAAAGACCACGCCGUCGCUGACCUCCAGCUGCACGGCCUACGUCCUCCCCCUUACGUCUACCACCCGUACUACCAAAACUCGUCCAUCCUCGGCCAAACGGUCGGCCAACUCACCGCGCAUACCGCCAGCACCUCGCGCGAUGCCGACCGGAACCAGGCUACCUAUGCUUCCUCUCGCACCGCCAUCCUGCGUCCGGACGACCCGCACGUGCGCAACGACAUUAUCCGCAUGAUCGACCAGUGGUUGGCUGAUGAAGGGUUUGGUGCGACACGUCAGCUGUUGAUGGAGGAAGCGGGGAUCAAGAGGCGCGAGCGCGAGGAGGCUGGGCUCGACGCACGCAAGCUGCGCGGCCACAUGUUGGAGGGCGACUGGCCUGAGGUCGAUAAGCUGCUGCAGAAACCACUGGUCAAGAACCACAAGGCGUUUCUAUAUGCCGUGUACAAGCAGCAGUUUUUGGAGCAUAUCGAGCACAGAGAGUUUCAGAAGGGGUUCACGUUUCUCAACAAGCGCCUAAAGCCGUUGGAGCACUACCAGCCGCAUCCGUCCGAGUUUCGCGAUCUGUGCUACUUGCUGUCGGCAAAGGCGGUGACGGAUGCGCCGUCAUUUGCAACCUGGGAAGGCAUCCAGCCGGGGAGGGAGAAGCUGGUGAUGGAGUUUGCGGCCAUGCUCGAACAGGACUGGAUGGAAAAGGAGGCUGGUCUGCCCGGAUCGGCGUCCAAGAACGGCAAUGGCGGAAGGAGCGAGAGCAGGGACGGGUCCGAGCUGAUGGACGAUGGUAUGAUGACCGACGGCGUCGUCGCAACUAGUGCCACCAAGAGCUCCACCUCGAACGGAUACACGUACGUCCCACCGCACCGCUUGCUUACCAUGCUCCACCAAGCCGUCGCGUACCAAGUCGAGUUUGCGCGCUACCACCCCAAAAAGGCGCCCGUCAUCUCCGGCCUCCUGCACGACUACACUGGUUUCAUCGUGCCCAACUCGGUAGCGCACACAAUGCGCGGACACCGCAAAAACGUCAAGAGCGUGCGCUUCGUCGGCGAAGAAGGCCGCAAACUCGUCAGUGGGAGCAGCGACAACACGGUGCGGCUCUGGAACUCCAACACGGGGCGGUGUGAGGCGGUGCUCGAGGGGCAUCGCAGUCGCGUGUGGGAUGUGGAUUCGACCAGGACGGGCGGGCAUGUGGCUUCUGCGUCCGGCGAUUCGACCGUCAAGGUGUGGGAGGUGGAGAGUGCCCAGUGCAAGACGACGCUGCGCGCAAGCAUGGGCGAUGUGUACAGCUGCCGCUUCCACCCUGAUGAGAAGCAUCUUGUUUCGGCAGGCUACGACAAGCUCGUUCGCAUGUAUGACAUCGAGACCGGCUCCAUCGUAAAAACGUUCACGGGCCAUCAACUCGGCGUGUCGUCGGCGAUCUUCAAUCCGCUCGGCAACCUGAUCGUGACCGCGUCCAAAGACACGACGAUCCGGUUCUGGGACGUUGUGUCGGGCCUUUGCAUCCGCACCAUCCCAGGGCAUCUCGGCGAAGUCACGUCGGUCGAGAUCAACGAAACAGGCACCCUGCUGCUGAGCUCAAGCAAAGACAACUCGAACCGGCUCUGGGACCUGCGCAUGCUGCGUCCGCUCAAACGCUUCAAAGGCCAUCAGAAUACGAGCAAGAACUUCAUCCGCAGCAGCUUCGCGCACACAUCGUUGCUUGUCGGCGGCUCCGAGGACGGCCUGAUCUACAUGUGGGACCAAGAGUCGUCCGAGGUGCUCCAGACCCUCGAGGGACACGGACGCGACACUCUCCACCCGGGCAGCAAACCCAUCGGUGCCACAGCAGGUGCCACAGCGACAACGGGAACAUCCUUCGCCUCGGACCUGACCUCGUCGCUGUCGACCAACAACAACGUCGCCUACGGCGCCGUGUGGAAUAAGGCCCAGAGUCUGCUGGCCUCGUGCGGCGACGACGGCACCGUCAAGACGUGGAUCUGGGACGAGGGGAGGGAUAUAGAGGCCAACGCCGAUUUGGCGCGCAGAGCCGACGACGAGUAG